AUGAAGUUCCUCCUCACUGCCACGUGCCUCGUGGCCGGCGUGUCGGCCACCGGCAUCGUGCACCCGCCGACGCGCGUGUACGAGCGCGACUUUGCAACCAUCACGGGCGUCAUGGCCGACGCUGGCGCCAGCAUCGAGAAGCUCACGGCCGCGGUCAGCGCCUACGCUGGCGACAUCAAGCCCAUCACCGACGCGUCGGGCGCGCUCGUCAAGACGCUCCAGGCCGGCAAGGUCACGGUCGGCACCUCGGACCAGCUCGACCUGCUCGACACGGCCAACCUGUACACGCCCGUGCUGACGCUCCAGGGCCAGAGCCAGUCCCUGCUCGACGCCCUCGUGGCCAAGCGCGACGUCAUCGAGAAGGAUAACCUGUGCGACAUCACGCGUGAGCAGGUCAAUGCCAUCAGCGUCAACUCCAACGCCCUCAUCGACGCCGUCAUCGGCAAGGCGUUUGAGGAGGCCCAGGAGGUUGCCAAGGAGCUCGCCCAGCCCCUGGUUGACAUUCUCAACAACUCGACGGUUCAGUUCAAUACGGAGAACUGCGUCAACGCCGGAGGCGUCACCAGCUCCACGACGGCCACCCCGACGCCCACGGCUACUCCCUCGGACACGGCUACGCCGACGCCGACCGGCUCGACUACCCCUUCCCAGACGGGCACCUCGGAGACUGGCUCUAGUACGCCGACUGGUUCCACCUCGCAGACUGGAAGCGCCUCCGAGACUGGCUCGGGCACCGCCACUGGCACCGGCUCUAGCUCUGCGACCAGCUCUGGUUCUAGCUCUGCUACCGGCUCUGGCUCUGCUACUUCUCAGACGGGCGGCACCGAGACCAUCACGGCCACGGCCACUUCCACCGAGACGGUCCCCUGCACGACCUCCACCGGCUCUGCCACCGAGACCGCCACGGCCACUGCCACCGAGACGGCCCCCUGCCCCUCGGGCUCCGGUUCUUCGGCUCCCGGCGGUGGCGAGGCGUCGUCCACCUUUGUCACCGUUCCCACUACCGGCGGCGGCGGCGGCAGCCAGCCUACUGGCGGCGAGGUUCCUAGCGGCUCCCAGCCGCAGCCCACGGGCGGUGACGAGGAGCCGACCGGCUCGCAGCCUCAGCCCACCGGCGGCGAGGAGCCUACCGCGGGCGGAGAGCAGCCUCAGCCCACUGGUGCGUCGCCGACGGCGGCUCCUCCGGUUAUCACUGCUGGUGCCGCGCUUGUCGCUCCCGCGGGUGCCCUUGCGGUGGCUGUUGCUGCCCUCUUGAUGUAA
Purpureocillium takamizusanense is the source of this 1260-nucleotide messenger RNA. RefSeq lists its product as uncharacterized. NCBI's taxonomy places the organism in Eukaryota, Fungi, Ascomycota, Sordariomycetes, Hypocreales, Ophiocordycipitaceae. Bases 1 to 1260 code for a protein of 419 amino acids. The transcript has a single exon. The record is from RefSeq and is a predicted model, not a curated record. Gene Ontology annotation, cellular component: extracellular region.